Salmo salar (Atlantic salmon) is the source of this 5202-nucleotide messenger RNA. RefSeq lists its product as uncharacterized. Gene Ontology annotation, molecular function: calmodulin binding. The record is from RefSeq and is a predicted model, not a curated record. NCBI's taxonomy places the organism in Eukaryota, Metazoa, Chordata, Actinopteri, Salmoniformes, Salmonidae.
CAAGUAUCAACACUCCGGCGUCAACAGUUACUGUUGCUGAUGCAAAACAAACGUUUUGCGAAGCUGUUUGAGGAAGAAAAAAACAUUAGCUAAAGACCUGUGUUUGACCAAGGACGAUGUCUGUGCCUUUUUCAAACACUCACCUUCGGGUUCCACGUGGGUUUGGCAAUGUCUUGGAGGGGUUGGCUCGAGAGGUCCUGCGAGACCAGCCCAAGGACAUCCCCACCUUCGCUGCCCUUUACUUCACUGCUCUUCUCAAAGAGAGAGAAGACAGUGGCUUGGACCCCGCAGAGUGGUGUGCCAGGCUUGAGGACAGAUUCUACAACAAUCAUGCAUUCAAGAACUCACCGAAUCAAGUCAACACCAGUCCAGCUGAUGCAACUCUGAAGAUUUCUAAGAAAAAGGAUGAUCUGACUGAAUCUCAAACAGAAGAGGAAACUGGUAAUAUUGAGCCAGUUGGGAUUCCAUCUCCCACAAACUCAAACCUUGAUGUCUGUGAAGAUGUGCAGGGAACUGAAAGUCAAGGAAAGGAUGAAAUGGUCAAUAUCACAGAUAAAGAUGUGAUUUCAAUGCAAAUAUAUCCCUCAGAGGUAUCAGACAAUAGACUCACAGAUAUGGAUGUUAGCAUGACAGGCAAAGAUAUGAAUGAAAGAGCUGACAAAGUGGUAUGCCUGUCUGAAUUUGAGCCCAGUGAGGACAUCUCACUCGGUGGACUUUCAAAUGUGGAUGUAUGUGCUGAAGAACUGAGGAAGACUGAAGAGGGAGAAGAACACACUUCUCAGGAAAUCAGCACUGGUGAUGAUGCCAUUCUUGGAAGCUUAAACGAAAUGAACCGCAGUAGUGAAUUUGAACUUACUCAGGAAGUCUCAUUCACUGGACUUUUCAAUAUAGAUGUAUGUGCUGAAGAACUAAGAGGGACAAAAGAGAGAGAGGAACAAGGCACUCAGGAUGGCCUCAGUGAAGGCUUCAAAGAUCAAGAUCUUGCUGAUGCUCAGGAGAGUUCAAUAUCACUCAUGUAUGAAAUUAGUGGACGAUUAUCACCACCCCAAACUGAAUCUCCUGAACCUAUUCUACAGGAAACAACUGACAAUUCAGUGUGUGUUCCAGAAGAGGAAGGAAUAGAAAAUCUAAUUGUUUCCACAACAUAUACUGGGCAAACGCAUGAAGUUGCAUCCUCCAUUGAUGAUGCCUCCAGAAUCUUGUCAGAUAACGAAAGUUUUUUAGGUGAUGAUGAAGAACAAAAUGAGGAAAGUCUUGUUCAGAUCAGCACUGAGGAGGUACCUAAAACCCUUAAGGUCAAAAUGUAUGAACAGCAGCCAGAGGAGGAAGGUUCGGUUGAGGCUUCACAAACUGAGGCAGAACGACCAGAUGCUGUGUCGGAGGAUGCUGAGGAAGAAACGGGCCUUGUUGGACAUGAUACUCAAGACUCUGUUGAACCGAACACUAACAUCGAAGGGGAAGCGGAGGCAGUCACUGCUGAGGCUGAAGCUCAGAUAAAGGCAAUGGAGCAUGAGGCUGCUGAUAUAGAAGUGGAACAAGAUUACAAAUCUGAUUCCAGUGAUUCAAGUGACGAAGAUGGGAAGAAACUGAGUAAGGUGAAUGUCCGCACUCCUAACCAGCAGGCCUCUCAAAUAGAGCAGAAACAAGAGGAUGAAACUGAUCAUGAGAACAAAGAUCUAAAUAAGAAGGAAAUGGGUGAAGACAUCUCUCCGGAGGAUUCUACUAAGAUGGAAAAUACGCAAGAGAAUGAUAAUCCUUACAUCAGUGAUGAUGACACGGAAAUGGGGGAAAAAUACAUUUCAAACGCAUAUCAACAAGGUCCUUCGAACGAGGUUAGACUUGCAGAGCUGCAGCAAGAGGACGCUGAGAAAAAGACAGGGGACACAGCUGAGCAACAGGAGGAUAUAGACGCAGUGGAGUACAGGGAAACUGAACUAAAAGGACUUGGAAAAGAGGACACAAUGACCCCGUCUCAGGACACAGACCAAACUGAUGACAACCCAGAGCACAUGCCAGAGGGAGAAAUAAAGGACCGUGUGGACAAGACUUAUGACAAGGAAGAAUGCAGCCAACCCCAGGAGGAGGAGGACAUCAUGGACAUACCUCUGGACGACCCAGAGGCCAACAAGGCAGCUGCCAAGAUCCAGGCUGGCUUCCGUGGUCACAUGACCAGGAAGAAGAUUAAGCCUGCUGACAAGCCUGAGGGGGAGGAGGAGGAUGAGGAGGUGAGCAGCAGUGGUGAGGCCCUCAACGGCAACCAGGGGGGGACAGAAUCAGGAGGAUCGGACGGAGUAGAGAGAGAUGACACAUCUGUGCCGGAACAGUGAAGCCUCUGACCUCGAUGAAGAGAAGAAGAAGAAGCAUGGCUGUGGCUGUACCUUUUUUUCCUGGAGGAGCAACUUUCUAUGUAACACAAAAUAGCUGUGUAUAAUCCAGAUUUUGGGAUGCAUCAUUUCAUUUGUGAACUCUUUAACACUUUCCUGCUUCCAGCCCCAAUUUGUGUGGGUCGUCUUUGACCCAAAUUUGCAUCUCUCACUGCAUGUACUUGUGAAACUUCUGGUAGUGUGCUAGUCUAGAAGAAGCUGAUAAUAAGUGUUUUCCCAUGCUAAACAGGGCUAAUUUGAGUUGAAUAUAAAGGUUGUGUACAAUUAUGCAUUAUGAAUACACUUCAACCGCUGGAAUGCUUGUUUCUGCGUUGUUUCAAGUGCUUGUAUAAUUACUAUUUCAUUAUUUUUGGCGUACACAAUAUUGCUAAAAGGGAGGAAGAGACCCUAUUGGUUAUUGUAAGGUAUAUUAUUUAAGUUAAUGAUUCAUUUAUUGUUAUCUAUAUUUGCAGUCUUUAAGUGUUGUGCACCAUAAUGAAUAAUGGAAUCACUUUCACAUAUUGGUCAGCAUUACCAUUUUCUCCAAAUCAGAUCUUCCAACACAGCAUGCAGUGCAGUGUACUAUAGUUUAUUUGCAGAUAGUAGUAAUCAUGUACAGUUUUAUCCUUAGAGAAAUGGAGUCAUAUCAUCUGCUACUACAGUAUGUUUAUGGGUACAGAAUUUGUGUUUCAUAUAAAAUGCUGACCUAAAUCAGGUGUAUGGUAUUACCAUCGGGUUGGAACCUAAAUUAUAUUUCAAUCAUUUGUUCUGAACUGGUUCUUACCCCCAAAAAGUACCCGUUUUUUUUUUUUACAUUAUCUUGACAUUAAAUUACUUCACCAAUCAGUGCGGAUAGAGCAGCUUGCAAUGGAGCGGGCAAGCCAUAGUUGUUUUAGCCUAGUGCAUGGGCGCUAUCUGCUGCCUACAUGCUGACCACACCACUCAUGUCAUGUGCGCGAGCGUUGCAAAAUAAAUGUACACAUACAUGUUAUUCAAUCAUUGCACCCACACUGCUCAAGAGCGUCAACGAGCAUCUGCGUAGCCAGUCGCUAAAAUAGAACUUGGUUCUAUUUGUUACACUUGAUGCGCUGCAAGUCCCGCCUCUCCCAUCUCCUCAUUGGUUUUUAGCAGCAUAUACCCACGUGGGUGAUUGAAAGAUGAACUGAGGUCCACACUCCAGCCCAGUUGGUAGUGAUAAUGUACCUUAAAGUUGGUUUGCAACCGCCAUAUAAAGUCCAAAGAAAAAGAAGAAGCCUGAAGGAGGAGAGUUUACUAGAAACAAACUCGGUUUACUGUUUUAUCUGUGGAUUAAUUGUCAGAGUAGAGGACCUUGUGCAUUUCAGUUAAAAUAACAACCUAUUGUUUAUAUCCCAGGACAAAUUAGAUAGCAACAGCAAGCUAGCUAGCUAAAUUGCCAUAAAAAUGUAAAUGUUUUUCGACCUGUCCCCAAAUUAAUAGAGUUGGUUCAGCAUUUGUUUUGAUAUUUCUACCUGCGUGUCCUGAUCGCGUCUGGUGUGGGUGGACAAAAUCAACAUGCGCACAAUGGCGCGUGCGCGCCGGUCUGGUCAGCAUGUUAGGCUACAGUUGUUUACAUGCGUGAUAGACGGGCAAGUGUAUGGCAUGAGAUUAGACUGAAAUUUUGCUGGUCGGGAGAGAGAGAGAUGGUGGAUGACAUGCUGACCACACCGUUCGCAUUGCAAAAUAAAUGUACACACAUGUUAUUCAAUCAUUGCACCCACACAGCUUGCGCGCGUCAAUGAGCGUCUGCGUGGCCAGGCGAUAAAAUAGAACUUAGUUCUAUUUGUGACGCGCUGCAAGUCCCGCCUUUCCCAUCUCCUCAUUGGUUUUUAGGAGCAUAUACCCACGUGGGUGAUUGAAAGAUGAACUGAGGUCCACACUCCAGACCAGUUGGUAGUGGUAAUGCAGCUUAAAGUUGGUUGCCAACCGCCAUAUAAAGUCCAAAGAAGAAGAAGCCUGAAGGAAGAGAGAUUUCUAGAAACAAACUCAGUUUACUCUUUCAUCUGUGGAUUAAUUGUCGGAGUAGAGGACCUUGUGCAUUUCAGGUAAAAUAACAACCUAAUCUUUAAAUCCAAGGACAAAUUAGCUAGCAACAGCAAGCUAGCUAGCUAAAUUGCCAUUAAAUGUUUAAUGCUUUUUGACCUGUUAAUAUAGGUUUCUAUGGAGGAAUGUUGAAUGUCUUUGAACUUCCGAGAGUUGGCUUAAAGUUGGACCAAAGCUAGCUAGCUAUCUAUCAAGCUUGUGUGUGCAGAGUGGCACCAGAAUUAAAAACACGUCUUCCCUUUUUGUAGUUAAUAAAUCCAAUGUGAAACGUGAUAACUAUAGCAUCUGUAACUAGCAUUAAAAAAAUGAAUCCAUUCUUCUCUUAAAAAUCUCCCUAAUUUCUGAAUCACGCUUGUAACGUCAGUAGGCUACAGUAGACUAAGCUUCAUAGGGAGAGGGGCCGGUUGCCUACACAUGCACACACUGGCAAAGAUUUUCAGCUGUCAGGCAGACAAUGGAAUAUGUUUCUGAGUGACAGAGUAAGGGCAUAGGCACCUUGUUGCAUUACUUGUGGUACUGAUGAAAAUGCCUGGAACGUAAAAUAACAUUAUUAAAGGGUUCCCAUGCUUUUAAUUACGGUUCUGUUCCAGAACAGUAUAGAUCACAUUCGUUCCGUUUCUGAUUCUAUUCCUCUAAAAAAUGUAGUUAUUUUCCAGUUUUCGGUUUUGUUCCCUGAACCAGUUCCAACCCCUGAUUAUCAUCAUGCUUCAUGAACAGAUUUAAUGAAAUCAUUGUAAAGGAAUUACAGUUGUGAAUCAAUAAAUCCAUAUAAAAUGUU